Molecule: messenger RNA, 11709 nt
Organism: Biomphalaria glabrata
Lineage: Eukaryota; Metazoa; Mollusca; Gastropoda; Planorbidae
Exons: 55
Coding region: 335-10333 (3332 amino acids)
Molecular function (GO): protein binding
Source: RefSeq, a predicted model, not a curated record
GUGCGUGCUGAGGGGGCUCAAGUAAAUGUGUUAUGCAUGAGAACUACACCGGUGCAUGACACAUAAGCCGGGUGUGUGUGCUGCAAGCUGAGUUUAGUGUGUCAAACUUUUUUUUAAUCACGGAUUAACAUUUUUUUGUUAAAGUAAUGAUUACACAGAAUGAGUAAAGAACAAAAGAUAGUGCUGUGAUAACAAGGUCUUGGAAGUUCCUUGGAUCAAAAUGCUACGUUAAAUGUUAUUUCAUUGAUCUUGUGCUUGAAGGAGCAAAAGUUGUGUCUUUUCAAAUCGAGCACAUUCUUGGAUUAGUUUCGAUUCGAAAACAAACAAAAGUAAGAUGACUUCCAGGAGGUGCUGUGGAUAUUCUUGUCCAGGAUUAACGAGUCCCGGUGGAUUAUAUCUAUCUGCUGUGUUAGUGCUUGUGUUGAUAUGUGCCUGUGAAUCGAUUGUGUUUUUGGGGGAGAGAGAGACCUAUGCCAAAUACCCCAAGUGGAACGCCUGCAGCAACGCCUCCAUCCAGUUCGAAUUUAAAACCACACAGAAGGAUGGGCUGUUGAUGUUUACUGACGACAGGGGACAAUAUGAUUACCUGCAGGUGGCUAUUGUAGAUGGUUCGGUCCAUUUAUGGAUCAACUUUGUCCGGGAGAUUAACCAGAACUUGACCAUUGCCUUGGGCAAAGAUCUCAAUGAUGGCAGAUGGCAUAAUGUGGCCGUCAAGAGAAACCGAAUGGAGAGUACCCUGGAAGUGGACAAUAACCAAUUCAGUAGGGUCUCCUUCGGUUCUGACUUCAAUUUCGGCGACUUUCUGGAGACCAACAACUACAUGUACUUUGGGGGUCUGCCUCUCCUAUACAACAGAAGCGUCUCCAACGCCGUGCUGCCCGUGUCCGUCCAGAACACGCCCUUCGUGGGCGAGAUCAGGAACAUCCUUUACUUCAACUGCUCGUGUAUGCCCGUCAGGCCAAGUGUGAUAGAAGAUAGAGGCACCAGUAGGAGACCCCAGGAAGCCUGUGAGAUCAGGAAUCCCUGUGAUAAGAAUAAGGACAAGUACUGUGUGUGUAUCAGCGCGGAUGAUGGCCCAGGAUGCCAGUGUAUCUAUAAACAGAAUUGCCUGAAAGACUUGUUGGCUGACUAUGUGCUUCCAAUGGACAGCAUUAGAGGAGACAUCAUACAGAACCCUUCAGGCCUGGAUGCCAAAGUUUAUGGAGGGGCUGAUCUUGUGAGAGGUGUUCAUGAAAUGGCCCUGAAAAUUGAUGGUGUGUCUCAGUGGCUAAGAGUGACUGGAGCAGCCCACAAGGGGGAGUGUUUUGGUGAUCUGUCCCAUUGUUCUAAUGGGUACUAUGUUGGGCUGUGGGUCCAGUUUGUAUCUCAGCCUACAAGGAAAGCAGUCUACAUGUCCAAUGGUGGGCACUCGCCUGAUGGGCAUGGCAUAGCCAUGUAUUAUUACGACAAUGGGCUGGAAUUUGUUUUCAAAACUAAGGACGGUAAAGAAUGGAGAGCUGAGGCCCGAGAUAUUUUUCCAGGCAGAUGGUACCAUGUGGCUGCCUCAUGGGCAAGUGACAAAGGAUUGUUUGUGUAUGUGAAUGGUGAACAGGCAGCUUCCUCACAGCAGUCCCGUAGAGUUUCAGCUUCUCAGAAUGGUGGUCAGUUCAAGGAUUUUGUAAUUGGCAGGUCCAAUGAAAGAACUGGCCAUGACCAGCAAGUGCCAAUGAUAGUGGAUGAUUUCAUUUUCAAGUCUUCUUUUGAGACACCAGAAAAUGUGAAGGAAGAAGGCCCAGCAUUUCUCUAUUAUCUUCCCAUGGAGAAAAUCACCAGAGAUAGAUUAGAGAUGACCGGUGGAAGUGCUAAGAUUGUUGGUCAAGUGCAGACAGUUCCAGGCCUGAUAGGAAAUGCCUUAAGUUUUACAUCCAGAGGGGAAUAUGUUGAUCUUGGAGAUGCCUCCAAAAAAUGUCUGGGUGACCUAGAUAUAUGCAAGCAUGGUUUCUACAUCUCAUUCUUCAUUAAGUUUCAAAGAAUUGAUGGUGCACGAAGCUACAUUUUUAGUUCUCCUCAUGGAAUGGACAUCUACAGAUCUGGGUCUCUUUUUGUUGCUUCUGCUCAGAAAGGAAGCAGCAUUUGGGAAGCCCAGUACAGAGAUCUCAUCAGCGAUGUCUGGUAUUUUGUAGAGGUCAGCUGGUCGAUGGAUGGUGGCAUCGUGUUGUAUGUCAAUGGUGAGGAAGUGGACAGGCAAGUUCUUGAGCGCCCCAUCCGAGAGCCAAGGGUCACCUCCGAAAUGAAAGUCUUUCUUGGGAGAAGCAAUCAGGGGUCACGCACAGAUCAGCUGGCUCAUGCAGAAUUGGAUGAAAUGAACAUUUUCUACGGUACCAGGGAUAUGCUUGGCUCUUUGGGAUACAUCCCUACAGAUCGACCUGAAAAUUAUCAUAUUGAUUUUGAGAACAUCCAAGGCAACAGGGUUUUGCAUGAUAGGCUCUCAAUCAACCUUUAUGGCUCUCCAAGGCAGGCUAAUGGCAAAGUGGGGCGUGCUCUUAAGCUGAAUGGUGUGAAUGACUAUGCUGACAUUUAUGUUGAUAGUGAUGGAUGUUUUGCUGAUCUCACAUUGUGCCAACAUGGAGUCCUUUAUUCCAUGUGGAUUCAUCCAGAUAGACUGCGUGACAACACAUACUUCCUGUCUUCUGGCAACAGGGGGAUCACUCUUUUAUACAGAGGUGGCUCCUUAAAUGCUGUAGCUGAAACAGCCACGCAGAGAUGGGAGGCUUCCACACCAAGCCUGGAAGUCAACAAGUGGAACUUUGUUGAAGUGUCAUAUCAUCCUGUCAGAGGAUUAAAGCUCUUUGUUAACAAUGAGCUCAAAGCUCAGGACGCAUCACCCGAGAGGUUCAGUUCCCAGAGCUCAUCAGACCGUAGCAGAUUUUUCUUAGGUAGAGGAAAGACAUCAGAGUCUGGUUCAACUUUGGCUGAAGCUACUUUUGACGAGAUGGAAUUGUGGCAGGCUGAUAGGGAUUACCUGGCUUCCCGCGGAUACAUACAGCGCACUCGGCCAAAGAAUUAUCUCAUUACUUUUGAAGAAUUGAUUGGUGAAGACAGGCUAAAGCAUCCCACCUUAAAUAUUAACCUGAUGCAGCGACCCAUGUUGAUUCCUGGAAAGGUUAACAAUGCCUUGGAACUUAGUGGUCGAGGACAGUAUGCUGACCUUGGCCGCCACAAUGAUGAGUGUAUGAGUAACUUGUAUUUAUGUAACCAGGGUAUCACUAUUGCAGCUUGGAUGAGGUUUCAUCGUUUUGAAAACAACAUGGUGUUCUUGUCCACUGGUGAGAACGGUAUUCUAAUGAUGUACAAAGAUGGCUACAUUCAGUUCAGUGUCGCUGGCGACAAUAUCAUCACUGUUCCUAGGUUUGAUACAGAGAGGUGGUACUUUGUUGAGAUUACUUGGCACCCAAAGACUGGCUUGAAGGUUUAUGUGGACAAUCAGCUGAGAGAGAAGUCAGACAAGACCUUUACACCUAGAUCUUCUGCACGUGGAAACUUUUACAUUGGUUACCCUAACUCUGGUGACAUUUACACCAGCAGAUACGCCAAUGGUAUCCUGGAUAUUGAUGAGUUGGAAAUCUGGUACAGUGGCAGAGAGGAUCUUCUAGCUUUUGGAUAUAUCAACCGAGAGGAUUACAAUUAUUCAAACACAAAUAAUCUUGGGUACGAGUCCUUUUCAUUCGAUAUGUCUGAGGGAUCUCGUGUGAUUCACAAUAAAUACCUCGUCACCCUUUAUAAUGAUGCCAAACUUGCUUCCGGAAGAAUGGGCAGUGCUGUAAGUCUCCUUGGGCAGAGGCAGUAUGUUGAUUUGGGAGAGCACUACCAGAGAUGUUUUGGCAACAUUGACCUCUGCUCUCAUGGGUUCACUAUGUCUGUCUGGCUAAAUCCACGUGAUCUACGGGAAGGAACCACAUUCAUAUCAGCUCCAACUUACAACAUAGGCUACCAGAAUGGUAGGCUCAGGGCUGAAUUCCAGGAUAAAACAAAAAGGUGGACCACCUCAAGCAACAGGCUUCGAUCUGAUGAGUGGCAGAGGCUAACAAUGGCUUGGCACCCUAAGAAAGGUUUGUCCAUGUACCUGAAUGAUGAGCUAGCUGAUGAGGACACAAGGGGCAUUGAUGCCCCACAGCGUGACCAGCCUCUCUCAGAACAUGUGUAUAUAGGUCGUCCUCUAUCUAGUGAUAGACUGACCACCAACAUGAUGGCAGAUGAACUUCAGGUAUGGUACGAUGACUUGACACAGCUGAGGGCCACUGGACAGUAUAAAGUUCAAGCAGUGCCUAUAAACAUCGUGUUUGAUGAUUUCCGCAACAAUUACUACAGAUUAAAGGACCGUGAGAUUAGAGCUUUUGGAGAUUAUCGUAUUGAACAAGGUCGUAGUACUGGAAGUAAAGCCAUUUAUCUCUAUGGUACAACUAGCUACUUGGACCUCGGAAACAACUUCACUUGUGGAGGUGAUUUAAACAGCUGCUAUCAAGGUGCAACCAUCAGGCUGGGGAUCAGACCAGAUCAAUUAAAAGAAAACACCUAUUUCCUCGAUUCCUUUCCAGUGAAGAUCUAUUAUCAGAAUGACAGACUUUAUGGUCAGCUCCAGACACCCACCCAAAUUUGGACAGUCAAUUCACGGGAGAUUGAACCUGGAAAAUGGCAGAGGGUGGAGCUAACAUGGCAUCCAAAAGAAGGACUGAUGAUGUACAUCAAUGGCAGGAAAGUAGACUCUCAGAGAUAUGGUUCUGACCAGCAGGUCCAACCGCCAACAGAUUGGAAGACCUACUUUGGUCGUAGCCUUGAGGGUAGAAGUCCACAUGUUCAGGGAUCUGUAGACAGCAUAGAAUUUUGGACUGCCUACAGAGAUUACCUUCCAGAGGAUGGUUACUUGAGGCUUCCACCAUAUCAACCUCCUCGACCUCCCCCUACCACCUACAGGCCUGAUUCAUCAGAUAAAACCUUUGAUAUAAUAGGUGACAUAAGCACUGAACAAAGGACUCCUCGGCCUUCUCAGCAGAGGCGAGUUAAGAUCAUUGACUUCAAUGGCGCUGCCAUGGUCAAGUUUAACUUCCAUGAGCUCCCACCUGAUUACCUGAAAAGGAUGCAAAAGGAGGACUUCCAGUUCUAUUUCUACUCUCGUGGCCGAGCUGAUGGACUUCUGUGGUUGCAUGAAGACACUGAGCGCAAGAUGUACAUUGCAUUAAAGGAUGGUUACCUAAUCUUUGUCAUUGAUGACUACACAGGGCAGCCUCGUGUUAUUAACAUUGGCCAGCGAGAUGGUGUUCGAUUUGAUGAUAGUAGAUGGUACUUGUUCAAGAUGCAUAGGGAUGGAAGAACUAUCACAAUGACUGUUGAUGAUAAGUACCCAGAGACAUUCAUGUUCUCGAGAAACAUGCAGCUCCUAUCUCCUGGCUAUGUCUAUCUUGCUGGCACAGAAAACACCUACAGAUCCACUAAUGGCAAUAUUGUAAGAAACUUCAAUGGUGGUAUGGCCCAGGUAUUAUAUCAAGGUGAGCGUAUGGAAGGGUCCCAACCAUAUAUACAGGAAGUUAACCUUAUAACUCAGUUUGGAGAUAAUUUUGGAGAAGGAAUCAAAAUUGUUAAUCAGACUUGGUAUGAAACGGUUACAUCUUCGCCUGAUCCAGUGGUUACUAGGGCACCCCGACCCCGUCCUACUUGGCCUGAUCCUGGCCCUGAGAUCACUGUACCCACAGUGGCCACUAGAACCCCCCGACCCACACUUCGUCCUACUACUCCACCACUGCCACCAUUGACACAAGUCACCAUCAAGGAUAAAACAACUUACUUCAUUAUUCAGGAGUCCUUCAUACCCUCCUCUGGCAACAGUUUGUCCUUUAAGUUCCAAACCAUCAAGAACAAGGCUCUACUCUUGUAUGCAAUGAGCAAUAUUGCUGGAAAAAAUUUCUUUGAGUUUGAGAUCUAUGAUGGUCUGUUGUACUUUGUGUACAACUUUGGAGGCACCACCAAAAGGAAGCUCAUCUCUAACUCUGAAGUAUCUGAUGGCCAGUCUCAUGAGCUGUCUAUUAGAUUUCAACCCAAUCAGAUAAUUAUCAAUUUAGAUGGAAGUUCCGUCAGGAUUCCCCUGGAACAAAAUGAACAACUGCCAACAACUCCAACCAAAGUACAUGUAGGUGGCUACAUAUCUUAUGAUCUACUCCCAUGGCACACCUGGGCCAGAAGUAACUAUCAGGGCUGCCUGGAAGACUUUAAGAUGAAUUCUCAAACAGUUGAUUUUAAAUCUUUAGUACAAAAUCUGCCAGCCAAGCAAGUUGAAAGCAUCUGUGUUGCAAUGCCUCAAGAGUGUUCAUCACGUCCCUGUACAAAUGGCUACUGCUUAAACCAAUGGGGAGGCUACUACUGUGACUGCAGAGCCACUGAGUUUGCUGGGCUACAAUGUGGAGAAUAUGCAUUAACUGGAGUGUACAAUGGUAGCACCUACAACAUUGUCAGGUUCCAGCCAUCGAGGCAGUAUCAUGUUAAUGAUAUCUCAUUCAGGUUUAAAACAUUAUCGCCCGAUGGUUUGAUUUUCCAAACCAGGGACAGGAGUGAUAAAAGUUUCAUUCGUGCUGAGUUGGUUGGAGGCCGUGUCAGAAUAACCAUGUUCUUUGAUGGAAAAACCAAUUCAUUUUUUGUUGGAGAUGAAAACUUAAAUGAUUUACAGUGGCACACUAUAUUUGUUCAGCGUCGAGGCAAUCAUUUGGAAUUUUGGGUUGACGACAAGCCACAUCGCAAAGAAAUAUUGCCUGCGGUGGACUUCAAACUGAACAUUGAUGAACUCUAUGUUGGUGGUGGCACAGGGGACAGCUCCUUUAAAAACUAUAUUGGUUACCUGCAGAACUUUUUCAUAGAGAACAUCGAUGUAUUCCAUGAUCUCAAUGUUAAUUAUGGACCUCUCCCACGUUCCAACCAGCUUCCACCACUGAUCUUCAAUGGAGUCACCUUCCCCCACUACCAGAGUUUUCUUCAGCUUCCCACUCUGAGUUUUUCUCCCAAGCUCAAUAUUCAUUUCUUGUUUAAAACCAAUGACCCCAAUGGUGUGAUUCUCUUCAGUGAGGGAAGGAACAAUGAGUUGUUUGCUGUGGAACUGUUUGAUGGCAAAAUUCAUGUAAAGAUUGACAUUCCAGGCAAGCCUCCACUGCGUAUUUCAACUCCUGAAAAUCGCAGGUUUAACGAUGGCAACUGGCAUUCAGUCUCCAUUGUGGGGCAGACUGUGAAUGGUCAGAAACAGUUGUUCAUGACCGCUGAUGAACUGCAGUCCUCUAAUUCUUACUCUCUUAUUGACCAAAUUGUUCUGCAAGGUCCAUUGUAUAUUGGUGGUAUUUCUGAAUCUGUCAGCCAGAAAGCAAAUGUUAAAACAUUCCUCUCAUCCAAGACUGGAUACCGAGGUUGUUUGGCUUCUGUGUAUCUUGGAACAGGGCUCCCAAAUCUUUUGGAGGUUGCUCAGGGGCAGAAGGUCAAUGUCCUCAACUCCUGUCAAGACAUUGUUAGCCAAUGUACUAAGACUACCUGUAAAAAUGGCGGUGUGUGUCAUGACCACCUUAACAAUGGGACCACAUGGUGUGACUGCUCAAGGACAGGCUACGGUGGACCACUUUGUGAAGACGAACCAUUGGGAUAUUACUUCCGUAAUGAACGUAAGAUAGACUUGUAUGGAAUGUUGAUCCACCGCACAGCUUUGAAAAGUGAACAUGAGCAAGAUGAAAUUGUUUUUGGACUCAUGACUGAUGAGAAGAAUGCUGUCCUUGUCAAACUCAUCUCUAAUAUUUUUGAUGACUUUGUGGAAAUCAAAUUGGUGGAUGGCUAUGUGGUAGCAACAUAUGACACCGAUGGCAAGGGUGGUGCCCAAACCACAAUAACCAAUACUGAUGUGAUGGUCAGUGAUAAACAGUACCACAUCAUCAAGUUGUUAAGGACCAAGGAUAAGGGAGUGCUCACAGUGGAUACAGUCUCCACAACAAACACCCAUGCUAGCGCACAUGGUAAUUUCAAUGCUUUAGAAAAAAUCUUCAUUGGUGGAGUCUACCAAGGCAAAAAAAUACUUGACGGCUAUCAUGGAAUAAUUGCAGGUUUGUUUGUUAAUGAUAAGCUAAUCUUUAAUGAGAAGUUGGAAUUCCAGAAUGAUGUUGUACAGGCUACGCAUCCAUUCAUCAUUGGCAAAAUUGAACAACACAGCACUCAAGGGUGGAUUACAUCAUCUCCAACUCCUGUGAUUACAACACCGCCUCCUGCAUUGAUUCCAGUGAUACCACCUAACAUAGGUGGUGGUGGCAUUGCUGGAUUUGGUCCUGAUGUUGUGGUAUUUCCUGAUCUGAGUGGAGGAUCAGCAGAUGAUCUCACCAAUCUUGGACCAAUAGGGGAUCCAGUUGCAGCCGCUCAGAUAUCUGUCAUACCAAGUCUUCCUGCAGUUGGUCCCAGAGCUGGUGCAGUGAUGGGAACUAUCUUGGGUCUUGCUGCUCUUGCAAGCAGUCUUAUGUGGGCUUUUUACAGGUGCAAGCCAGGUUGGUGUGCUGGCCUCAAACCAGCGGAAACACCUCUUAGCAUUUCUCCUCCUCGAUCCAACAUACCUCUAUUGAAGCAACAAGCAGCUGUUGGCUCUGCAACAGGUGCUGGAGGAGCAAUGUCUGGAUCAGGAGCUGGAGCUGGAGGAGAUGCUGAUGUCGUGGAUGCUGUUACCAUAGGUGCUGCCAGAGCUGUCGGCAUCAGUGGAGGAGUGGCAGGAGGCACCAUGCAGUCCAACAGCAGCUACUAUCAGCAGAGCUCAACCAAUGUCCACCAGAGAAGUGAUAGCUAUGACUCGGCCACUCUGAGAGCCACUGGCACGUUUACUAAUAAAGGCACAGCUAUAGGCACACCAAGAAUGGGCCGCCACCAGAUGGGAUCAACCUCUGCCAGCUACACUGAGAGCAAUGUAGCCAUUACCCCAGCUUCCCUUCAGUCUUACCACUUUGAAGGAGGAAACAGUACUGCUGAUUAUGAUGUGGCUUCAGGUGUACAUUCUGGCUACCAAGGUAACACAUUGACCUCUGGUGGUGGUGGCGGCUACUCCACAUCUACAAUGUCUUCCAACUAUAAUUACACAGUGAAAACAAUACGAAAUGUCGGUGGACAGCAAGCUGCCAUGGGAUAUGCUGCUGGAAGCUUGUCUAAUGUAAUAGUCACUCCAGGUGCAAUGGGCGAAGAGAUCCGUGUAGAUUGUUGUCUUAUGACUGGGGAUGGACACAGUGUUGUCACAGGCUCCAGUCUGGGUCCACCUCAAGUCUGGAAUAUGUCAACAGGAGAGCUCCUGAGAAUAAUGCAUGGAGAAACUGUAGGCUCCACCAACCUUCAUCUUGUGUGCAAUGAUAAAUUAUUAGUUGGUGCCAUUAACACUGACCUAGAAAUCAAUCAAUAUUCUACACCUAAAGGGGUCCACAAUUAUCAAUUCCAAAUCUGGGACUUUGCCUCAGGACGUCCUCUAGAAAUGGCUCAGCAAGAAACCUGCUCUGCACUUACUGUUAUGAGUGAUAAUGAUAAAGUUGUCUUUGGCCGCUCUGACAAAUUUGGAGGUGGCACCAACAUUGUUGUCUGGGAUUUGAUGGGUAACCAGGCAAUCAAAGAAAUGAGAUAUGAUGCUCCUGUAGGCAACAAUGACUACAUCAGCUACAUUAGCUUAUCACAGAAUGAUAGAUAUGUGGUAGCUGGCUUCAACAACACAUUUGAUAACUAUGCAGAAUUUGUCAUCUUUGACAUGACCUUGACCUCUUACAACAUUUCCGAUCCCAACAUUCUCCGCCUCAAUGCAACUCCUGAAUGUACUGCCAUCCUGCCCCAUGAUGAAGCUGUUACUGGAUUGAGAAAUGGAGAUUUGGUGGUUUGGAGUCUACGCACGGGUCAGCCCAUACGUCAGCUGUUUUCAAACAAUGGUAAACAUGCACACACACGUGAGGUGAAGGCUGUGGCCAGAUCACAGGACAAUAAAUACUUGGUGUCUGCUUCUGCUGAUGGAACCCUGAAAGUCUUUGACCUGGAAACUGAGAGACACAUGAAUACAUUGUCUGGACACAAUGACGAGGUAUGGUGUGCCUGCAUUUCCUCUGACAAUGAAAUUGUGGUGUCUGGAUCCAGAGAUGGAACUAUCCGGUUGUGGCGCCUUAAGUCUGGCCAGGAAAUCUGUGCCUUUAAUGCUGGCGUGGAUGUCUUCUACAUUACCAUGAGCCAAGACAAGGGAACCAUUGUUGCCCUCGGUGACAAAUUCGGUGCCAGGAAGCUAAUCAUGCUUCAGGUUGUUCGCUCUAAGGUCAAGCGCCAGGUCCUGGCCUAAAUCACUAUUACUACAAUAGUAGCCAAUAACAACUCCUAGACACUAAGAACAUUGAAACAAAUAACAUAUAAUAAUUCUUCAGCCUUCGGUAAGAGAAACUCAUUAAUGCUAUCCUAGUUUGAAUAAAAAGUGAAAAUAUUGUACAACAGACAUACAAUAACUCAAACAUAGGUAGGCUAUAGUUUGAGCCAUGUAAAGUUAUUUUUAAAACUGAAGAUUUGUCAAUUUUGUAAUAUUUACAAAUUUCUGAACAAAAUUUGUAAUAAAUAAAUGUAUAAAUUUACUUGGAAUAUUAUAAAUAUACACUUAUAUACUGAUUUUGGUAUAGUAAUUUAAUAAAUUAUUUUAGCAAUUGUAUACAUUGUCAUGCUUUUAAUCAUAUGUACAAUUAUAUCGGAGUGAAUGUUACUGCUCUCUCAUUGAUCAACAUUAUGACUUUUCUGUUGGGGAUGUCUGAUUUUUUUAUUUUUUUUUGGUGGUCUUCACAUAGUGUUUUAAAGUGUGUGUAACAGCAACUAGCUUUUUAUCUUAUAUCUACAUAAAUAUUUGUGUAUGUGUGUGUAUUCAAGGUAAAGUGAAAGCACAGUGAGAUGUUUAUACAUUUGAAUAAUACAUUUGACUAAUAGCUCCCAUGUUUUCAGCUUACUCUUAAAAAAAAAAACGAAACAUUUAUAUUUUUCCUUCUCAAUUAGGAUAUACUGGACAUCUGCUUUUAAAAUAAAUGUAAAUCAAAACAUACCAAGAUGUUACCUCUAAAUUAUUUAUGAAGACUUGACCCUUAAUUUGUAUUUAAAUUUCAAAUCUGCAAUUUAUUUUAGAACUAGGUUCAGAUAAACAGGAUCCUUAAACUGACCCAGCAAAUAUUUUGAAAUGUCGAUGAUUUCCAAAGAGAUUGUUUUUCUUAAAUGUUUUGAAAAUGGUGGGUGAAUGUUUUAUUCUAAGUGUUGUCCAUUAAAGUUUUUGUUUUUCAACCAAUGGUGCUAUUUCUAAAAUUUGUUGUUAUAGGAACUCAUUUGAAUUUCAAUCUUUGAAUUGUGACAUAUUAUUUGCAACUUUAGGAUCUGCAUUAUGUGUAAAUGUAUAUAUUAUUUUCUCUACACUAUUUGUUACUGUGUACAUGUCUGGACAUCAUUAGUAAUCUCAGAAUGCUAUUUUGUUAUUGUAAACAAUUAUUUUUCAAAUAGACUUUUUAUCUUCUGCUUAUGAGAUCUGAUUUUUAGUUUCAUUAUUAGAUGACAUUGUGAUAUACAUUUAUUCUUUUUGUAGCUCUUGCUAAGUUAAUGUCUCAAUUCUCAGUGUCCCACAAUUUUUUCUAUUUUUAUUUUUACUAGAAAAUUUUAACUUUUAAUUCUAAAAUGUAUAGCAAAUUUUUAAGA